Molecule: messenger RNA, 1813 nt
Organism: Nezara viridula (southern green stink bug)
Lineage: Eukaryota; Metazoa; Arthropoda; Insecta; Hemiptera; Pentatomidae
Source: the annotation of a GenBank genome assembly
CCGGAUAAUGGACACCUCUACAGAACACCGCAAUCUCGUGACGCAGACAAGAUCUCUACUCAGUGAUCAGCGAGUUGAAAGGAGUAACACUCGCCUCCAGAACCCGAACAGACUGGUCGCUGCUACGAGGUCUCAUAUAAUAGUCGCUCCAUCAUGCGAUGGCUCUUCUGCCUUGUACUCUCCAUAUUAGGGAUCGUCUUCCUUGCGCUGUUGUACCACAUCGUCGGAUCUGGCCGGGCAGAACCACAUCUCAAACUUAAAGCAACAUGCAAACAUGGAAAUCUCACUGGGAUAUGUAAAAGUAAAAACUUGUGCCAAAGCAAUCUAACAAGUUUCAUAUUGGAACCUUGCAAUGAAGGCGAUCCCUCCCUUGUAUGCUGCCCCCUUGAAGAAAUGGCGCCUCCCAACAGGCUAGUUCUAACAGAAAGUCUUCGCCCUAAACGAACUCCAGGAGAAAAAGCAAACGAAAUGUGUAUGAUGUAUGCAAAGACAGCUCAUAAAAAUUCUUUUGGCAAAAAAAAAAUUACCUAUAUAGAUGCAGAACCGCUUAUUGUUGGUUAUGGAGGGAAAAAUGCGAAGGAGAAAGAGUUUCCACAUAUGGUUCGGAUAGGCGACUUUGAUAGUAAUUUGCUGGAAGUGAUUUGGGUGUGUGGUGGCAGUAUAGUGAGUCCACAGUUCAUUCUUAGUGCAGCCCAUUGCCCUGUAACAAAAGAUAAUGGUUAUGCUAUGUUUGGAACAAUUCAUACUAAUGAUUCACCUGAUAAUCAUACAGUUCAAAUAAGUGAAAUCUAUAUUCAUCCUCAUUAUAAUGCUGAGGAAAACAAUCAUGAUAUAGCGCUCUUUAAAUUGGCGACUCUGCUCAAAAGCAGUGAAAUACCAAUCUGCCUCGAUACUGGAAUUUCUGUUUUCAAUAGUAUGAGAGUGACAGCAACUGGUUUUGGAAUCGAUAAAGAACAAAAAGUAAAAGACGUUCUUCAAAAGAUUGAAUUAAAUAUUGUUGAUCAAGGCGUAUGUGCUACCCAAUUCAAACAAUCAAUUAAGAAUGGAGAAUUAUCAUUUCCUGAACAUUCUGUUUGUGCAUAUCAUGAAAAUAGGGACACAUGCCAGGGUGAUUCUGGAGGACCACUUCAGGUUCGUCAUAGAUGGCUUCCAGGCAUGUACAUUCAAAUUGCUAUAACAUCUAUCGGGGUCAACUGCUCUCUGAACGUAAACCUUCCUGGUGUUUAUACAAAAGUGUCUCCCUAUAUAGGAUGGAUAGAAGACAUUGUUUGGCCUGCCUAAGGAUCAGUUUUAACAUAGAAAGCAGUGUUAAAAAACAAUUGAUUUCCUUUAACUGAUUUGUACAUAUGUUAUUAUUUAUGUUUCGUGUGAUUAUUUAUGUUAUUUGUAAUUAUUUAUUUUAUGUGCGAUUAUUUAUGUUUUCUUAGUAGCAUAUUUAUUUAAAAUUAAAUUUGGUAUAAUUUUUCGACUAAAUCACUUGGUUUAAUUCUUCUAUUAUAAUAUGAAAGAAAAAAAAGUAAAUGGAUUUGGGUUGGUUUCCUCCUUAUAUAAAUCUUUUAUUAUCCGAUCCUUAUCCUUUUGGAACUCCAUCCCUCCCCACAUCCGUCGCUCUAAUACUCUCCCUACUUUUAAAUCCUGUCUAUUCAAUCACUUUCUUUCCAUCCAGUCCCUCUAAAAUUGUAAAUAGAAACUUCUGUAAAUAUGUAUAUAUAUUAUUAGUUUAUUUUCAAUUAUUUUCAUCUCAUUGUUCUUUCAUUUAUUUACUUUUUUCUUGAUCGAUUAAACCUAGAAGAUAACUUCUUUUUUUUUUUCC